Molecule: messenger RNA, 1053 nt
Organism: Eucalyptus grandis
Lineage: Eukaryota; Viridiplantae; Streptophyta; Magnoliopsida; Myrtales; Myrtaceae
Product: glutathione S-transferase
Exons: 3
Coding region: 149-790 (213 amino acids)
Cellular component (GO): cytoplasm
Molecular function (GO): glutathione transferase activity; glutathione binding
Source: RefSeq, a predicted model, not a curated record
ACCGAAUUUCCGCUUGGAAAAAAAAGGAGAAGUUAAACCGGUUCGUCGAGCCCUUAUAAAAAGAGCCCGAAACCCACUUUCAUUCGCCACGAUUGUCUUGCGUUCGGUUCUUGGAGAGAAACGAAAAAGAAAGUAGAGCACAGCGACCAUGGUGAUGAAAGUUUAUGGAAACCUCAUGUCCACCGCGGCGAUGCGGGUCUUCGCUGCCCUCUACGAGAAGGACCUCGAGUUCGAGCUCGUCACCGUCGACAUGAAAGCGGGCGAGCACAAGCAGGAGAAUUUCCUCGCCCUCAACCCUUUCGGUCAAGUCCCGGCCUUUGAGGACGGAGACUUGAAGCUUUUCGAAUCAAGGGCGAUUACUCAGUACAUUGCUCAUGAAUACGCCGCCAAGGGUGCUCCGCUCGUCUGCGAGGGCAAACCCAUGGCGACGGUGGCCGUGUGGAUGGAGGUCGAGGCCCACCAGUUUGACCCCGUGGCGUCGAAGCUGCAGUGGGAGCUCGUGUUCAAGCCGCUGUUCGGCAUGGCCGUGGACGCUGCGGCGGUCAAGGAGAACGAGGCCAAGCUCGUCAAGGUCCUCGACGUCUACGAGGCGCGGCUGGGCCAGUCCAAGUACCUGGGCUGCGACUGCUUCACCCUCGCCGACCUCCACCACAUCCCGACCCUGACCAACCUGAUGGGGACACCGUUGAAGGAGCUGUUCGAAGCCCGCCCUAAGGUAAGCGCUUGGGUGGCCGACAUCAUGGCCCGGCCGGCUUGGGCCAAGGUUCUUGCCAUGAGGAACAAGCAGUGAAGCACAGGGUCUACUUCAAACCAUCUGGCGUUGGGGACAGAAGCAUGAGACCUUUUUCACCCCCAUUUGUUUGGGGAGUUGGUAUUAGUAUUUAGGUGUUGAUUCUGUCCUUCUUUGGUCAAUGUUAUUAUGUGGGAGUUAAAUGAACUUUUCGUAGUUGUCUUCAAUCAUGAAAGUUGGAGAUGAUGAUGAGACUGGUGUCUCGUGAUCGUCUAGCCUGAGCAAUAAAGACUUUACUAAUAAAGAGAGAGUUAUAUUUCUAA